UUUGAUGACGCGUAAAUGAUAUACGCAUGCUUAGCUUUGGCACACUCUCUUGACCCAUUCAUUUUUAUUGAAGAGGUAAUAUUGCAAGGAGUGCAGAUAGCUCAAGCAUUUAUCAUUUAUUGUUCAAGACAAGAGAGCUGGAGAAGAGGGAGCCGGGCUUCAUUGGGCAUCACUUUGCAGCUAGACUUUGAACUCUCCAUUGGAAGCAAACUUACGUGUCCCCAAAAGCCUGCCUCUCAUGGCACUCCAUCCUCAUCAUUCUGUCCACGCGGUUUGGUCGAACCUCUACACCAACUGUCUCCGCUCCUUUCUAUCAACUUCUCUUUUGAGAACCGUCGCUCGUUUAUGCCAAUUGCUGCCACUCAAUGCGCUCUCCUGACCUUACCUAAUGAAAUCAUCCUUGAAAUACUGUCAUAUUGCUCCGUCGAGACCAUUCUCAGCGUUGAAAGCACGUGCAAAACCUUACAUCGAGUAUGCCAAUCACGCCCUGUCUGGCAAAUGCUCAUGAGGAAACUCGAUAUCGAGCAAGCGCCAGAUAUCAGUCCAUUCCAGACUAUCGAUUCUAUCCCAGACCUUGACUUGAGAAGGAAAGUUGUCGACGCUGUGCAUAAGUAUCGGACAUGGAACACACCAGGACAAGUUCCACCAUUGCGAUCCGUUGAACUGCCGCUUCCUCACAUCCAGGAUGAAAGGAUCAUCAAAGCGAGACUUCUUCCUGGCGGGAAUGAGCUACUUAUAGCUAACUAUGGCGACAUAGAACUUUGGUCGAUUGAGUCGCGAGAACGUCUCUGGAACAUCCCAGCUCCGGAAGAACACAUCGUCAGCACUGGCUUCGAUUACGAACUCCUGAAUGACGGUUUGAUUCUCGUCGUUGCGACAGUCUGCGAUGACGUUGUGUUCCCCUCAACGAGUCUCCUCCGCCUGUAUACUUUUGACUUCGCGCAGCGCUCUGGGGAGCUUGUUUUUGAGCGCAGGAUGCCGCUCGUGUCACCAUCCCGUAUAAUGCUUCAAGGUGACUUCUUCAUCUCUUGCAUCCCACGUAGCUUCCAGACUGUUAUCGUCAAUUGGAGAACCAGUGAGGCUCUGAUACUCGACUUCGUCGACCAAACGGGCCUCCGAAUUGAUGCACGUGCCAAGGUACUCGCCGGCAAUAACUUAAUUGCGUUUGUGCAACAGGCAGAGUCCGGUUUCUGUGCUGUCAAGCUCCCAUUAUCGAUGCUUAGGGACUUCUGGUCUGACGCUGUGGAUCAUCAUGCUUGGCAGCACAUACCAUUCCGUCCAUCAGAUCCAGGUUACUCCAUACUUCCUCUUCCAUAUAAUAGGGAACACGAAGAUCCUGAGAACGGAAGUGCAGGUUUUGGCCCAUGGAUCCUGGCGCAUCACGUCUUCACGCCUACGUGGCGACAGGACGCUCCGACUGAGAUGUUCGUCGUCGCAUACAUGUGUGGACCUGGAGGACAGACUCCAAUGCGUCUCGUCUCCUUUCGUUUGCAAUUGUCCCCCUCUAAUGAUUCAACGUCUGAGGGCGAAGGUGGUUCCCUUUCGCUCGUGAAGUCGAGCUGUGCCCCGAUUGCUCGACUACCUCGGAAUCCGCGAAAUGUCUCGAACGCCGGUCUCAUGUUCGGCCUACGGCGUCAGCUCCAGUGCUUUUCUCUCUUCAACGAGCGUGAACAGCCAAUCAACUCGGCGUGGCUCGAUCCCGAAAUAGCACCGUAUAGUGACGAGAUUGAACCGAAUAUCUCGUCUGUUGAUCCUUGGAGCGGCGCUAUUGCGGUUCGCAUGCCAGGGAUGAUGAAGAUUCUGUAUUUCGAUUAGUUGGAAAGUUGCAUUGGCUCUCAAACACUUUGUCGUGUUUUCGGGUGAUUACGGGGAUGCCAUGCGAGUAGAUGCUGUUUAUUCUCCAAAUAGUCACAGCUAAAAAGUGGAAACGGAGAUUGUAAAUUAUUACCAGGGUCGCGCACGGCUGAUAUCCUUAGACUUUGCAAUGGGCAAAGUAAGCGUCUUACGUCGAUGUGACACAAUACACUACGUUACCGAGUGUCAACAGAGCGACUCCCUUAACAGAAAGCUGGAUUGAUUGCAUUACCGCUUCGAUGCAUUAACAAUGCUACAUCAUGGAUCCCUGGUCGAAUUUAUUUUCGCGAUUUUCGUUCCUCCCCCAAGGAGGUGUUAAUAUUGUCUGCGAUCUUGGGAGAGUAGUCAAAGCCAAAGAGACUCAAGAAAAG
This is a messenger RNA of Fomitiporia mediterranea MF3/22, 2225 nucleotides long. RefSeq lists its product as uncharacterized. The record is from RefSeq and is a predicted model, not a curated record. The coding region runs from base 16 to 1815 and encodes 599 amino acids. The transcript is spliced from 4 exons. Lineage: Eukaryota; Fungi; Basidiomycota; Agaricomycetes; Hymenochaetales; Hymenochaetaceae. Gene Ontology annotation, molecular function: protein binding.